Messenger RNA from Penicillium macrosclerotiorum, 390 nucleotides. Its product is annotated as DUF4267 domain-containing protein. The transcript has a single exon. Bases 1 to 390 code for a protein of 129 amino acids. Lineage: Eukaryota; Fungi; Ascomycota; Eurotiomycetes; Eurotiales; Aspergillaceae. The record is from RefSeq and is a predicted model, not a curated record.
AUGCUGUCUCAUUUCUGCCUUCGCCAUAUCCCACCUCUUUUCGUGGCCACUACGACUACGUUCGGCGGGCUGCUACCUUUUUUCGAUGCCGAGUACGCGAUUCGAGCAUUCGGCCUUCCGCGACAUGUGGCAAGCUCUCGGUCGGCUCAAUCGGUCAUGCUCACAAGUGCAGCCCGUAUCUCAGCCAUCGGAUAUGCUUUGUUUCUAUUCUACUUUCAAGGGAAGCUCAGAGAAUUUGAUACACUUCUGUCGGUCCUAGGCUAUGUCGGCCUUGUCGACGGCUACGUCUGUUGGCGUGAAGGUGUGCCUAAAAAGGGCGUCUUUCGAGCAGUCUCUGGUCUAGUGAUUGCGGCACGGGGCUUCCUGGGGUUAACCACUGGUGUGCAUUGA